AAACGACUUAACAGCGACUUAGAAGAGUACACAGUUCCUAAGAGUGCUAAAAUAAUGCCAACUGAGCUAGAGUUCAACUUCAAUGAGAAUCUUGACAAUCAUUUACAUGCAGUCAGUCAAGCACUUCAAGCCAACAUCUAUACCACUGUAGACCUUAAGGUCAAAGUCAUUAUCAAAGAAGAGAAUAAGAAUCCCAUUGUUCAAGACACAAAAACCAGAUACAAGUGUGACACACUAGUGGCUGAUGAAACUGGAUGUGCUAAGUUGGUGUUAUGGGAGAACACAAUAAAUCAAGUGGCAAGAGGAAAGUCCUACCAUUUCAAAAAUGUAACUGUGCGCAUUUUCGAUGAUGAGAAAUAUCUGAACACCAAUGAAUCCACAACAGUUGAAGAAAUAGAUGAUAUUCAGAAUAUCAACGUUGACGCACCAGAAAUCAAGAAUAAUCUCCUCAAAGUGAAAUUGGUAAGAGUAAACAUAAAGAAGUCACCAUCUUGCUUGGCCUGCAACCACACAUUUCCAACUAAAGAGCAACAAGCACCAGAUGAAGAAGAAAUAACCUGUACCAAUUGUAACAUCGCAACACUAACAUCUUUCUGUAACACAAAGAUGGUGGCACAAAUAAUUGUUAAAACUACUACUCAAGAAUCAGAUACCUAUACAUGUUUCAAUGAUGGCAUCGAGAGUUUUCUCAAGAAUGUAAAA
Molecule: messenger RNA, 702 nt
Organism: Pocillopora meandrina
Lineage: Eukaryota; Metazoa; Cnidaria; Anthozoa; Scleractinia; Pocilloporidae
Source: the annotation of a GenBank genome assembly